This is a messenger RNA of Sinocyclocheilus rhinocerous, 717 nucleotides long. RefSeq names its product transmembrane protein 108-like. The record is from RefSeq and is a predicted model, not a curated record. The transcript is spliced from 3 exons. Lineage: Eukaryota; Metazoa; Chordata; Actinopteri; Cypriniformes; Cyprinidae. Bases 1 to 717 code for a protein of 238 amino acids.
AUGCUGGAAAAUGUAGGCACAGAGGAAGAGUUGGACUUUGAAGAUUUUGAAGAUUCUGGUUUGGAUCCAACCGAUGGGCUACUGGACCCAUCCUCUGGUCCAUCACCUGCCACCACCAGCUCAGCCGUCAUUCCAACUCCCACCUCUCUCCAGACCACUGCACGACCUUCAGGGCCUGCAUCUGAUAUCACUACAGUUGCACUUGAGCAACAACUGGUUGCAAAUGAGCAGACCACUGCACCCUCUGGCCCAACAGCUGUCCCCACCAGCCUAGCCUCUGCUCCUCAUUACAUUUCCAUCGUCUCAGCCUCUCUUGCCACUACUCCAACUACAGGUCCCUCUGGGCCACCUGCCAUGACUCCUGCAGCACCACAGCAACAGCUGGCUGUGGAUGAGCGCAAUAUCCCAGGGAUGGACAGAGUGGACAGCCUGGCACAGUACUUGGUGGGACUGAGGAAUGAAACUGGACAAACACUUAACUCCCAGCAGGCCAGUACCGUCAUAGCUCUGUGGCAGAACCUUCUACCAUAUGACCAGCAGCGUGUGACGUACUCUGCACGGCACCAGUCACGUCUGACAACAGGACGCUUCAGGUGCUCUAAAAAGAAACCUGAAUUCACGGAGCAUGACACGUUGUGUCCUAGGAUCGACAGGAUCCCCUGCCCAGUGUCCAGAUUGCUGUCGUCUGGUAGAGUGCAUUUUUGCAAAACUCUGUGA